This is a messenger RNA of Sturnus vulgaris (Common starling), 488 nucleotides long. RefSeq names its product beta-microseminoprotein-like. Lineage: Eukaryota; Metazoa; Chordata; Aves; Passeriformes; Sturnidae. The record is from RefSeq and is a predicted model, not a curated record.
CAUCAUAAAAUAUUUGCUCUCUGCUUCCACAUAAAGAAACUCAGCUUUCUCUGGAAACUUAGAUCGCUUUGGAAGGCAAGCUUUCCACAAUGAAGACCUUUCUGGCUUUCUUUGCUGCAAUGGGCAUCAUAGUGGCUAUGGGUGAUGCAUACUGCUGGAGUAAAAUUUACAAGCCAGGGGAGGCCCAAAACGGCUGUAUGGUGAAUGGAAAACUGUAUCCCUUUGGACACAUUGAGAGGACAGAGGAUUGCUACACAUGCAGCUGCAGUGAAAGUAGUCUGCAAUGCUGUUCCCUCUUUCAUACUCCUGUUGCUUACGACAAUAAGAAAUGUAAAGUCGUUUUCAACAAAGAGCGCUGUGACUAUGAUGUGGUGCAGAAGGACGACCCCUCAAAGAUGUGUAUUGUCUAUGCUCGUGUGGGCUAAGACCUGCUCCAAACCUCUCUGCACUGUGGAACUCCUCACCUUCCCACAGAUGCUUUGCCAUCA